AUGUGGAGGCACAGAGGUACAUUUUGGACUCCUUACCUCUUCCGGUUCCCAAAUUUGGUCCAUUUCAUGUUCCUCCCUUGGAUUGAGACCGUUUCACUCAUGUUUCGUCCUAGUAAUGUGGAGAACCUAUUAAUCCAUGUUUGGGUAUGUAUGGGUCCAUCUAGUUCAUCUUAUACACUACAAGUGAGUUUCCACAAUGUGGAGGCACAGAGGUACAUUUCGGACUCCUUACUGAUGGCGGGUUUAGAUUGCCUCAAAUUUUCACAAUUUAUAAACCCAACUAAUGAGCUGCAAGUGCACAGCCGUGUUGUAGUCGGGGUCGAACACGAGGAGGAAGUGUUCUCGCUUAACACCUUGUGA
Messenger RNA from Microthlaspi erraticum, 360 nucleotides. Lineage: Eukaryota; Viridiplantae; Streptophyta; Magnoliopsida; Brassicales; Brassicaceae. The record is from the annotation of a GenBank genome assembly.